AGGAAGCGUCAGAAGCGGGAGGAGAAUGUGGAAGGUUCGAUGAUGCCGCAAAAGAAGUCAGAUCAGCUCCUACAGCCCGUGCAGCCAGCUUUCUGUGCUAAUAGCUAUACUCACUUCUACAGGUUCUAUAGACAACGGGCUCAUGCGAACCCUUUCUCCGACCAUGAUCUUGUGUAGUACGUGCAAUUAGAGCCAUCGUGGGAAAGGGAAAGCAUUGAUCGGACUAUUGCAGUCCUGCAACUCCCCAAGCUAUGGAUUGGUCCUCCUACUAUCCGGUCCUUGUCGCCACUGAUGCCACCAAGCCAACGCCGAAGGAGGGACCGAAUGCUGACACGCGUUAUUCUGCAAAUUGGGCGCCCCUCAUGACCAAGCAAGUCGAAGUCGCAGACAUCGGAUGCGGUUACGGGGGCCUACUAUUCGCGCUCUCGCCGAGGCUGCCAGACCAGCUGAUCCUGGGCCUUGAGAUCCGCACCUCUGUGACCGAGUUCGUGCAGGAGAAGGUCAAGGCGUUACGGUCUCAGCACGCAUCCACUGGGGAUUUCCAGAAUGUCUCUUGCAUCCGGGCCAACACCAUGAAGUUCUUACCCAACUUCUUCAGCAAAUCUCAGUUGAGCAAGAUCUUCCUCUGCUUUCCAGACCCGCAAUUCAAGGCUCGUAAGCACAAAGCCCGCAUCGUCAGUACUUCGCUCAAUUCCGAGUACGCCUUCGUCAUGCGGCCGGGUGGUAAGGUUUACACCAUUACUGAUGUUGAAGACCUUCAUUAUUGGAUGGUUGAGCACUUUGAUGCUCAUCGCAGCUUUGAGCGAGUGUCCGAGGAUGAGCUGGAAGCUGACGAAUGCGUCGAAGUGAUGAAGUCGGAGACGGAAGAGGGCAAGAAGGUGGAAAGGAACCGGGGACCGAAGCAUGUCGCAGUAUUUAGGCGUCUCGAAGAUCCGCCCUGGCCAUAGGCCGUUGUGGUCCUCCCAGUUUCGAGCGUGUAGGUCCAAGGACAACGAAGUAUCAAGCUGCGAUGGACGCACGUCCGUGCUGUUGCUGUCACGAUCUCGGUUUCAGCAAUUUCCCCCGGAGUGCCGGCGGCCGAAUUCCAUAAGCCCGGGCGGUUUACCGGGUCUACUCCGUCGUGUACUUC
Messenger RNA from Baudoinia panamericana UAMH 10762, 1129 nucleotides. RefSeq lists its product as uncharacterized. Gene Ontology annotation, cellular component: tRNA methyltransferase complex. Gene Ontology annotation, molecular function: tRNA (guanine(46)-N7)-methyltransferase activity. Lineage: Eukaryota; Fungi; Ascomycota; Dothideomycetes; Mycosphaerellales; Teratosphaeriaceae. Gene Ontology annotation, biological process: RNA (guanine-N7)-methylation; tRNA methylation. The record is from RefSeq and is a predicted model, not a curated record. The transcript has a single exon. The coding region runs from base 252 to 947 and encodes 231 amino acids.